AUUGAGAGCCUCACUGUCAAAACUCAAUCAAGUCCAGUGUUUUUUCAUUGGCUUCAUUGUUAAAGAACGCUUCGUUUUUUCUUCACGACCCAGUAUUACGUGCAGAACGUUUAUUGUUCAAAAUCACUGGUGUUGUUUGGAAACUCGUUCUUAUCCCAACCAAGACUCGUUUGGAACGGAACCACGACUGGCGGUGGAUUGACAGGCGACAGCGAUUGGAAUUUGGAGAGUAGACAGUUGGAGUUGGCUCGUCCCGUUGUGUGGUUGGCGUAAUUGAAGAAAGCCCUUUGACUAUGGGUUGCUAUCAAGAAGUGAGGGAUCUCUCGAACCCUCAAUACGAGUCCUUCACGUCCAUCGGCCGUUGCAUUCAUUUUGCUGACUUCCACGACUGCUGGGAGAGGAAGGAUUUCGUCACCCGACGCUUAAAUAGCACCAGAGGCAGCUGUGGAUAUCAGGUUUUGUGGAUGGCUCCCUCCAAGACCAGCACUGAGCACAAUUUCUACGGCAACAUGACGUUCACAAUAGAUUUCAACGAGCUUCUUGAUCGCGUCAGGCCUGCAAACAUGUACUUUGUUGACCAAAUCAAGUUCAACCAGCAUAUGGCUACAAGAAUUUUACUCACGCGUCAUUCGUAUCCUCGUCUGAAAUCGGUGAACACUUCAGCAGCCGAUUCGCCUCUGAAGGUCACGUAUGGAUCACCGCGUGGCUGGCAACACGCCACAUCGUGUUCCGUAUAUGGUAGUAUGCAACCUCAUAAACUGGAGAUUGCCUUCCACCCCACAGGAACUGACAGCUCGUGGCUCUUCCGCAAAUGCAGAAUUUCAGCGAACUAUCACUCGAAGGCUAAUACAGGUGCGUACCACGCCUGUCACAGGUUUAAUAAUUUCGGAAAACAGUGUCCGCAUUCUUUGGAUGACGAAAGCAGCGUCCGCAUUAUACGUUCCUGGGUGAAAGCACUGGAAGAAAAUCAAGAAACUGAAAGCAUUUCGGCAAAAACUGACCGUGAUGUGUUUGCGCUAGCGUACAAGGAGGUUACAGGCAAGCAAUACGAUAACCGAGGAAGAGGCUUUUAGGUCAGAGCCUCUGUCUGGAUUGACUGCAACCGACCCCUUGGUCCGGAAAAUUUGAUUGGAAAAUGAAUGCAUUGCAUGAUAUGCUGUAGCAUUGAAUAUUAUUUUAAAAGCUGUAGAUUUCUUUAAGGUAUUAGUAUAUUCUUGUGUGUGUUGGUAAAAAAAUUAGUGACUCCUGACCUGCAAAAAAGUUGAAUUGCAGUGAAGUUGUUCAAUGAUGUCGCAAAUUCUGGAAAUAAUUCAAAUUAUAUUUUUCAAUUUUUAUGGUAAGUUCUCAUGUUUUUUUCUUGCAUUUUUAUCUAAAGUGAUUUAUAAUUGUAGUCGCUUCGGAUAAUUCAUUUACUGUUGAAAAGUAUUUUCUGAGAAAUAGAUUCAUUUUUAAUAUCUUACGAGAGUCUUGUGCAAUUCUCUGACUAAGAUACAUCUCCUUAAAAAUCUCGAUAUGGAGAUAUGUCAAAUUUGUAUUAUUGUUGAAAUAUACAUAUUGGUUUCGAAACGUUGUAGUGAUUUCAAGAGUAUUAUUAGAAUAAAACAGUAUUUUUGUACAUCCCGAUGUCUUAAUUAGGUACAAUUCUUACCCGUGAACUGAAGGUCAACAAAAUGCGGUAUUUAAAAGACAAC
Messenger RNA from Hyalella azteca, 1691 nucleotides. RefSeq lists its product as uncharacterized. The record is from RefSeq and is a predicted model, not a curated record. NCBI's taxonomy places the organism in Eukaryota, Metazoa, Arthropoda, Malacostraca, Amphipoda, Hyalellidae. The transcript is spliced from 3 exons. Bases 294 to 1073 code for a protein of 259 amino acids.